This is a messenger RNA of Folsomia candida, 1056 nucleotides long. Its product is annotated as dehydrodolichyl diphosphate synthase complex subunit DHDDS. Gene Ontology annotation, cellular component: endoplasmic reticulum. The coding region runs from base 81 to 983 and encodes 300 amino acids. The record is from RefSeq and is a predicted model, not a curated record. The transcript is spliced from 7 exons. Lineage: Eukaryota; Metazoa; Arthropoda; Collembola; Entomobryomorpha; Isotomidae. Gene Ontology annotation, biological process: polyprenol biosynthetic process.
CUCUCAUCUGCUCUUGCUUCUAUGUAGUUAUAUUUUCACUCACCCUCGUUCUUCAAGUGUGUCUCAAUUUUUUGUCAGAAAUGUCGUGGGUUCAUAAAGAUACGAGAACAUGGGUGGAACGUUGCAUCACAGAAAUUCUCAAAGUGGGCGAAAUCCCGAAACAUAUUGCACUUAUAAUGGACGGGAACCGCCGAUUCGCCAAGGACCGUGGACUUCCUACCAAAGAGGGUCACCACAGAGGUUACAUUAAAAUGGACGAAGUCUUCUGCUGGUGUUCUGCCCUUGGGGUGAAAGAGGUCACAAUUUAUGCUUUCUCCAUUGAAAACUUUAAACGCUCUCCGCAAGAGGUGGCAAAUAUUAUGAAGUUUAUCUUGUCAAGAGUAACACUCAUGUUGCAUAAACUUGACAAAGCUACCAGUGACGGCACCUGCAUACAUUUCCCCGGCGACUGGUCAAUGGUUCCAGAAUAUAUGAAGCCAACCAUGGCAAAACUAAUGCAGGAUACUCGACACGGAAAACGAUUUCGUAUUAAUGUUGCGUUAGCUUACACAGGUCGCAACGACAUUGCUCGCGGUGUUGACACGUUACGAUCAGCCUUUUCCUCAAAACAGCUCCAUCCUUACGACAUGUCCGAGUACCUGCUGCAAGAAGCGUGGCAACUGAUUCCAGGACUUCCGGUUGACAUUUUGCUCCGCACUUCGGGAGAAACGCGACUUUCUGACUUUUUGAUGUGGGAGGCGACCCAUGCUUUCCUUGAUUUCGUCGAUGUGCAAUGGCCCCAACUUUGUUUCAUGGAUUUAGUCCGUGCCAUCCUGAACUAUCAAGUUCACCGAAAACGGGUUCCCGUGCCCCCGAUUCGACGCAAUGAAUCUGACGAGUCGAAAGAGCGUGUGGACAAAUUUCUCAAACAAACGAGACAAAAACUUUGGGCAGAAAUUAUGAUGGAGGCGAAACGUGCUCCUGAGAACAAAGUAGUCAAGUAAAUAGCACUGUAUUGUCGUCGCUUAGCAUAAUAAAUGUAGAAUUAUUACAAUAAAGAACUAUCUAUUGAAAAUA